CUACGUAAAAACUUAUCUCCCAUUAACCACACGCUGCAACAAAUUAUGGACGUUGCCGAAGAAAUGGAGCGGAAGUUCGCAGCUAGCUUCUUAGAAAAUGAGGAUUAUGGUAGGGAAGGAGACUCGUCAAAACUUGUGAAAGCAAGGGCGGAACUGGCCGCACUGCAAAACAAAUUCGAAAACAUGGGAUUCGUAGCCAGACCCGUUACGUAUGUAGAACAGGUGACAUCGAGGACCACACCAUGUGGAGCGACUGUAAACAGGCAGAUCCCGGUAAUGGCGUCCCCAACCGUAACUCAGCCACCUCCACCGCCACCCACCACCGAGUCACCCGCAAGAACGAAUGAGUCUAUUGCUAUCUUGGAGCUAACUAAAACAUUGGUUAGUCUAAUCCAAGAAAGCAAGAAGGAACAGCGAGAGUACAACGCCCGAUUAGAAGCUAUGAUGCGGAAUAUGCGACCCAUUGCGGUGCGAGCACCAAUGCAGGGAGGCAUGGCUGCUGCACAAGUUGCAGCGGGGCCAGACGGGACAGCGGCAAAUGCCUGUUUUACAUGUCAUCAACCGGGACACUUGGCCCGAGAUUGCCCCCAUCGGGCCAUGCAGCCUCGAGUCGGGGUCGCGCCUGCAGCUGCACCUCUCAUAGCUAACGGCCGAGGACGUGUAGGAGCCGUGAUGGAUGAUCAGGGGGGAAGUAAUGGAAUGAUGAUUUACAGUGAGGAAGCAGCCGAGCUUAUCCCGCUGGAGCAGUAUGUAUCACUAAGAUACCCGGGGCUGGGAAUGAUUGGGACGAUUCGACCGGAACUAGAGUCCAGAGAUGUCACCGAAUGGCGGCCUUCGUCGAGCGAAAUGGAGAUGGGAGGCCCUACCUUUGUUACAGGGGAAAUCGAUGUCCUCGAGGUUACCCGAGCACUGGAUCAUCGAAUCCCUCUCCCAAUCGGCCACCUACUCCCCAUUUCGGAACAGGCAAACGAACGUAUGAUGCAGCAUUGCAAAGCGAACCGGAAGCGAUUCGCCCUUACACGCGCAAAAGAUCAGAAGGCGAAGGCGCCGACUUCGGAGGAAAAGGCGGACGUCGCCCCUGACCCCAUCCGAGUCGGAUUGAUACAGAAAGAUGACCACUUUCUUCGKAUCAAGCCGAUUCCGUGGAAGUCAGCCGAAUGUGAUAUUGAAGUCUGGGGAGUGUCAUAUAGUGCGAUCAUAGAUUCGGGAGCGGCUGUCUUAGCGAUAUCACUCCGAGUAGUCGAGAGAGCGGGUAGGAAGAAUGAUUUGAUUACGCUAACCGAGAAGGACCAACUCUUAUCGGCUGACGAGGAGAAGAUCAAAACAGUAGGACGGAUGACGAAUGUCGCGUUCCGAUUGGAAAAAGUGCACGCUUUAGGAGAUGUCGUGGUGCUGGAUGUGAAUACGUAUGACGUUUUUUUCGGGCUUCCUGCAUUGGAGGCGCUGCGUGCUAAUGUAGACUUCGAACGUCAAUCCGUCAUUCUCCGGAAUACCGGUGGAAAGCCGUAUGUAAUACCCAUGAGACUAACUCUUCGAACGUCGGUUAAGGUAGUACCCCGAAUUUCUUCGGAAACAAUGGGAGCGCUCCGCAUGGUCUCCUGGAGUGCACCUAUGGACGGAGGCCAAUCAUCGAACGACGCGGGGAGCGACGACGAUGACGAUCUAGUCGUUACACGGUUAGUACGGCAGCGGAUUCACUACCCGCCGCCUCACACUAUUGCGCAUACCAUGCAUCUAACCGCACGGAAUGCUCGUAUGAUGAUCAUGGGAGAACCCCUCGUACAUAUUUCGAGGCUGGUUGAUUUCUUGGAACCCCUUCGGACCCUGUACGAAGGCGUAUCUCCCUUUCUUCUUCGGUAUAGUGACAAACGUUCCUUUUGUGAUCUCACUGGCUUACCUCGAUCCCUGCUUCAGCCCACAAAAGAGGUUCAGUUGUUGCGUUUGGGAGCCGAAGCAGGUUCUUUGGAACCCCCUAAGCGCAUCGAGGCAAGAUCUGAUGAACUCGGGAUCAAAAUCUCGCCCAAAAGCGUGGCCUGGCGAGACAUCUGCGACGGGAUAACCCCCGAAGAUCAUACAGCGAUCAGGGAGGAGGAAGCACAGAUGGUGGCCACUGUGUUUUCUUGGAGAUCGGAUCACUCUUUUAUAUCUGCACCACCUGACACUACGCGGCGUAUACACACGAAGCAGGUUAACGUUCGGAUUUUGGAUCAAAUGUAUGAAUUGCAUGUGCCCCAGUAUGUACCUGAUGAGAUCCAUCGGCUGAUCGCUGAUAUUCUAAUAGAAUAUCAAGGGGCGAUUAGCAUGUCCGAUGCCGAUAUUGGGUUAUCUGUGGUCGUUCAUCAUGAGAUUCAGACCGGGAAUCAUUCCCUGAUCCACUGCAAGCCGUAUCGAUACUCGUUGACAGAGCGCAAGACGGCCUUGCAGCGAAUCAGGGAAUUUGAGGCAAACGGAUGGAUUGAGCCUGCCACCGGUCCCUGGUCGUUCCCAGUUGUAUUGGUUCCUAAAAAAAACGGGUCAGUCCGCAUAUGCAUUGAUUAUCGAAAGCUAAAUGAUAUCACGAUUAAAGAUGUGUAUCCCCUUCCCCGGAUUGAUGAUUUGCUUGAUGCGAUCGGGUGUGCUAACUACUUCAGCAAGUUCGACAUUCGGCAUGGGUUUCAUCAUAUCUUGGUGAAGGAAGAAGAUCGGCCCAAGACCGCCUUCGUUUUGUUUGAAGGUACGUGGCAGUGGGUUCGGUGCCCGAUGGGAAUGUGCAAUGCGCCUGCCACAUUUCAGAGGGCGAUGAACGUGACUUUUCAGAAUUUCGUCAAGAAGACACGGCUGACUCAGGGGAUGAUUAACUUCUGCGUUAUUGUGUACAUGGAUGACAUUCUGGUGUACUCGGACACGUUUCACGAACACGCGCAGCACAUCGAAUGGACGUUGGGCUGUCGGAGGCUUCUCACCCAGGAGCUUACGGUCCCGAUUGCGCAGCUGGCUGACGAUCUUGACGUCAGCAUUGUCUCCCAGGUCGACCCGCGCUUGGUGCCCCACGUCGCCUCGCGCACUCUGUCGCCGUAUCUUCUGUGGUCAGCUUGCGUGGAGGGCUUCCCAUCGAGAAUUCUGCCUUUACGGUUGGAUUAUUUGGAUCCACCUGACAUCGUGGAUCCCGCUUUCUACAGACCGCCGUACGAGGACGAAUUGGAGGAGAUAAUCCACGAGGAGCUCGCGGAAGAAAGUUCGGAGGAAGAGGAGGAGAAUCCGAGCGAAGACGAAGGGGAGCCAACACAACAGCGAGAAGGAGAAGAAGACGAACUCCUACAAACGGAGAACGAAGAGGAAGCAGAAGAAGAAGACAGCGAGCAAGGGAGCGGUGACGACAACGACGAGGAGCAUGCCGACGAGGAUCCCCAGCUAGAAAUUGCGCCGGGAUCAGCAACGAUCCAACGCUCGACCCGGAACCACCUCAGCCAGACGACGGCGAUGUGGCCCAGAUGGCUGGGCCGUCCGUCUGAUUGGGAUAAUCUUGGCCAGAAUUGGACCUCUGUUGGGACGCUGGACCGGUUUCCAGCAGACGAAGCUGGGUAAUGGCCCCAGCAUACACCGGCCUCUAGUGGACUUUCAUAUUAUUUUCUUUUUUUGGGGGGGGGGUUCAUAUUAUAAUAAAUGUCCAGUGGCCUA
Molecule: messenger RNA, 3657 nt
Organism: Chara braunii
Lineage: Eukaryota; Viridiplantae; Streptophyta; Charophyceae; Charales; Characeae
Source: the annotation of a GenBank genome assembly